Molecule: messenger RNA, 1383 nt
Organism: Penicillium pulvis
Lineage: Eukaryota; Fungi; Ascomycota; Eurotiomycetes; Eurotiales; Aspergillaceae
Product: Amino acid transporter transmembrane
Exons: 7
Coding region: 1-1383 (460 amino acids)
Biological process (GO): amino acid transmembrane transport
Cellular component (GO): vacuolar membrane
Molecular function (GO): amino acid transmembrane transporter activity
Source: RefSeq, a predicted model, not a curated record
AUGACAACAACGUCUCACUCCCAAAUCGUGGACAUCCAGCCCGAUGUUCCGGCACUAGACCGGGGUUGUCCCGUUGAAAAGGAUUUGGAACUAGAGAAGGCUGAUCCGGCGCCACUGCGUCAGGAUGCAUUUGGUGAUGAGGAACAUGCUGAAGUGAAAUACAAGGUGUUAAAAUGGUGGCAAGGAGGCCUACUCAUGGUAGCAGAGACUAUCUCACUUGGUAUCCUAUCUCUCCCGGCAGCAGUUGCAGGGCUGGGUCUUGUGCCAUCACUCAUUGUUAUCAUCGGCUUGGGUGCACUCGCUUCAUAUACGGGUAUGCUCAUUGGACAAUUCAAGCAAAGGCACCCGCACAUCUCGAGUAUGGCCGAUGCUGGUGAAGUUUUGAUGGGGCGAUUUGGUCGAGAGUUGCUGGGUACGGCCCAGUUGCUGUUUCUCAUUUUUAUCAUGGCCAGUCAUAUUUUGACAUUUACUGUUGCUUUCAAUGUUAUUACCAAGCAUGGUACUUGUACAAUGGUUUUUGGUAUUGUCGGCAUGAUUAUUUCCUGUUUCCUGUCACUUCCUAGGACAUUGGCGAAGGUUUCAUGGCUUUCGCUUGUUUCAUUCAUCAGUAUCUUGUCUGCGGUCUUGAUCACUAUGAUCGCGGUUGGUAUUCAGAAUCCCGGGACUGUCGUCCACGCUACUAUUGAGACGAACCUGGUGACUGGGUUCAUGUCUGCCGCGAACAUUGCUUUCUCAUACGUGAGCCAUAACACCUUCUUCACAUUCAUCGCCGAGCUCAAAGACCCGAAUGACUUUCCCAAAGCCCUUGCUCUCCUUCAAACCGUCGACAUGACCCUCUAUAUUAUCGCAUCGGUUGUGAUCUACCGCUACGUCGGCUCUGCUGUCACCUCGCCUGCUUUGGGAUCCGCUGGUCCUCUGAUCUCCAGGAUAGCAUACGGGGUGGCUCUUCCUACGAUCGUCAUUGCAGGAGUGAUCAAUAGCCACGUUGCCGCGAAGUCCAUAUAUAUUCGUGUUUUCGCCGGUACAGACCGCAUGCACAAGCGGGAUUGGAUUGCCGUUGGCUCGUGGGUUGGCAUUGCGUUUGUGCUCUGGGUUGUUGCGUGGAUUAUCGCAAUGGCUAUCCCGGUCUUCAGUGAUCUGCUAACUUUGAUCACUGCUCUAUUCGGAAGCUGGUUUACCUUUAUCUUCACUGGCAUCUUUGGAUUGCAUAUGAACCAGGGGCUGUGGUUUGCAUCGCCUAGGAAGAUGUUUUUGACCUUCCUGAAUUGUUUCUCUAUUUCCGUUGGCCUUGUUCUGUGUGGUCUCGGCCUGUAUACCUCCGGAAAAUCAAUCCAUGACAAUACCUCAGGCAGUGGCAGUUUCUCUUGCGCCGAUAACUCCUGA